UCGCGCUACCACCGUCGACGCCGGUAUUUAGUCGGUAUCUCAAUACAUAUUAUAAUAUGCGAAUUACGAAAACUAUGUAGUUUAGAAUCUUGAUUAAAAUAUAUUCACAUAAAAAUUUUAAAUUUAAAAGUUUUAAAUGUUUUUAAACUUUUGGAGUAAUAAUAAAAAAAAAAAAUGAUAAUAAAUAAUCGUAGUAAUCGAAAAUAUUGCAAUUACAUAGAAUAUGAACAGUGUUGAUAGACAUUAAAUCGCUUAACAUGUACGGUUUUACUGCAUAUAAACUACACACGGUUACUCCAAAUCCAUGUCGGUCAUCCGAUACUGGACGAAGGACAUCUGCAACCGUUCAUUUUAAUUCGAAAAUCCCAUUUAACAAUACCACGGACCAUAUUUACAGAACAAAAGAUACUUUCAAAUCUUCAACAUUAACAUCUUCUACAGCCACGUGUAAUAGACGUGGUGCGCCAAGAUAUGCUUUACCAGAUCAAAAUACAUCAUUUGGUCGUGGGUCAUUUCCAAAUGAUUACAAUGAUGACAGCCUUGACGAUUAUUUAAGUCACAGGCGGUAUUCAGCAGAUGAAUGUAGCUUAGAUACAGGGCGAAAAUCUUUAACAUUUGACUUAUAUGAUAAGAAGAUCUCAGAAAGCAUUCACGACGUGCAAAAGAAAUUUCAUGAAAUCACUGUAUACGAAAACAGAACUGUCAAAGAGAUGACACCAGAAAUACCAGAUUCGAGAGUACGAACACCACCGGAAUUAUCACGUGUAAAUACAGAUGACCCAGCCGAAUGUGUUAAGCAGAUGUUAAAAGCUGCUAGAGACAUGGAGUUGGAAUCAGUUAUUAAUAUUUUAACAAGCCAUGAUGAAGAAUUUUUUAGAAAUAAUAUCAAUGAUACGGAUUCUACAGGUCGAACACUGUUGAGUUAUAUGGCAUCAAGUGGCAGUGUUGAAAUAGUCGAAGAAAUAUUGAGAAUACCCGACUUGGAUUAUAACAAACCAGACAAUGAGGAUAACACACCAUUACAUUUUGCAUCGCAAGCAGGUCAAUCUGAAAUUGUGUGCUUAUUAUUGAACAACUGUCUAAAACUAGAGAUUGAUGCCAGAAACUUUUUGGGGUUCACACCACUAAUGAAGGCUGCUCUUCAGGGGCGCACGAAAUGCGCGAAAUUUCUACUUUACGCAGGCGCAUCGCCCACCAUGCGGGACACGGGCCGGGGCUUGCGAGCCGAACAGUGGGCGAGAUUUUGUGGCCGGUACAAUUGCGCGGACGCAAUCGAGAAAUUGGCGCGCAACCGACUCCUGGAACGGACGACGUCGUACGGCCGGUGGGGCAGCGACCCGGAGCUCGGGCCGCACAUGCUGAUCAACGGCCGGCUGAUGCAGCCACCGGCCGCGUCCGCGGUAGCCACGCUCCAGCGUGCCGCCACGCAGCACCACCGCUCGAUCAAGUCCAAGCUGAAGCGGGCGUUUCGCACGUCGUCCAAUCCCGACUCGACCGGCGGCACCGCCAACCAGUAUUCGUUGGUGUCGCAGCUCACCGGCGCGGCCCUGUGCGCCAGCAGCCCCGCGUUGCCGGUGCACACCCGCGCGAAACCCAUGGUGAAGUCGUUGCUCAGACCGCUGACCGUGCCAAAGGUGACCGUCACCGGAUUACAGGAACCGCUCCAGCAACAGCAGACGACGCCCGUCCAGCCGCCGUCUCCGAACCCCGAUUCCCGGAGCGGUAAAAAACAGAAGAACAAAAAACGAUGAUGACGACCGACGGCGAACGGGUUGCGAUUUGACUAUUAUAUAUUAUUAUUAUUAUUAUUAUUAUUAUUAUUAUUAUCAUUAUGAUAUAAUUUCAAUUAUUUUUCACGAGGUAUGCACUGCGCUUCACUGCGGGAUACAAUAAAUAAUCUUGAAUCGCCCAUAUUUCCUCCUAUACCUACUCUAUUAUUAUGAUAUUAUUUGCGUAUAUAUGGCGACAACUGUGCUGCAGUAUAGAUUAUACCUUUAUGUCCUAUAUAUCCGAAGCACCGGUCUUUUGACUUCUAUCGAUGUGGGGGUCCCGCACAGCAUUUCUGUCGAGUGGGUGUCUCGCAUAGAUGGGACAUUGUAGGAAUUGAGCAUUUUGGUUUUACAGGAAACGGCGAGAUUUCAAGCUCAUAAUUAAUAAUAUAUUGUCAACUAUGGCGUAGCCAAAAAUUUUGUAUUGGGGAGGAGACUAUUUAAGUCCCACAAAAAAAGAAAAAAAAUCCCUAUCGAGUAUUUCUUUCAUUCACAUUUCUUGUAAAAUCAUAUUUUUAAUAGAUAUGCAACAAGUUAUUUAUAAAAAAAAAAUAUUUUUUUUUA
Melanaphis sacchari is the source of this 2333-nucleotide messenger RNA. RefSeq lists its product as uncharacterized. The coding region runs from base 258 to 1751 and encodes 497 amino acids. Gene Ontology annotation, molecular function: protein binding. The record is from RefSeq and is a predicted model, not a curated record. The transcript is spliced from 8 exons. NCBI's taxonomy places the organism in Eukaryota, Metazoa, Arthropoda, Insecta, Hemiptera, Aphididae.